Fusarium poae is the source of this 1797-nucleotide messenger RNA. RefSeq lists its product as uncharacterized. The transcript has 5 exons. The record is from RefSeq and is a predicted model, not a curated record. NCBI's taxonomy places the organism in Eukaryota, Fungi, Ascomycota, Sordariomycetes, Hypocreales, Nectriaceae. The coding region runs from base 1 to 1797 and encodes 598 amino acids.
AUGGAGGACCCGAACAUCCUGGGCAUUGCCCAAAUGGGUGCUAAGCUAUCCAGCGCUCUUGACCUGCACGGUGAGACAUGUCGCGAGGCUCGAUCAAACAACAUUCCCAAUCUUGUUUCCCUUAUCAAUUCAACAUCAGCUACACUUCUAAAAGUGCAUAAACUGUCCCAAGAAGCACCUGAUGUUUUCACCGAGGUUUGCAUCAACGACAUCAACGGCCUAGCCGCCACGUGCAGGGUUCUAUACGAAGGAACUUUGGUCAUACUCGUCCACAGAGAAAAGCACAACGAGGAAGACAAGACCAUUGGCAGUAUGAAACAAGAACAAUUCGAAAUUCUUCUUUCCUCUUUGGCGGCUAAGACAUAUUCAAAUUACAGAGUCUGGGAAUGGCUACGGCCUCGUCUCAGGAUCUGUGAACAGGAGUUAAGACAAGCCAAGUUCGAGCUUAUGCUACGCUUCCUUCUUGGCCGUAUUGCCCAGUUCCAAAUGCGUACUUCAGCACGUUCUCCGGGCGAUUGGGAGAAUGAACGAUCGCUGCGACUUCCUGCUGAGAACAUUGCUAAACGACGCAUUGCAAACCACAAAGAAUGCAGUGAGGAGCGGGAACGCUGGACAAAGAAUUACGAACCACCCAUUGUCUCGUUGGGGGAGAACAAAACUGUGGUUACAGACUCAAGUUCUGUCACUAUCGCACCCUCACCUGUACAGGUCAACGCUGUGAUGGACAAGAGUGAAAUUACCGAGAAAGAAGUCAAGCCCGAAACCAAUAACUUGUCUCCUGUUAUUGUCAAAACAUCUGUCCAAGAGAAAGAGGAUGUCUCCUCGAUACGUUCAGAUACCACUUUUUCUGCGGACACCCCGUCUCAAAACUGGUGUCAGCGUUUGUUCUCUCGCAAUUCUCAAGAUGAAUGGAAGUAUGAAGACAUCGAAGCAUAUACGCUCAACAUCAAGAACGGCGACAAACACGUCGCUAAGCUGCCCCUAGAGGAAGGGGAAAUAAGACCGGCAUUGCGGAAACUGACAACCAAGCAUUUCUGGAAAAGCCGUCCUAGUCUGAUGGAACAAUACGCCUCACUUGACCACGUACUUCGUCAGGGCGUUGACGAGGCAAUUUCCACUGCAAAACGGGAGAAAUCUCGGGAUAUGACUCUCGUCGCCAUGUCGGCUAGAAAAAUAGAUUCCUCAGCUGGAAUCAAUAGUAGGGUUUGCUACACUUCCGAGGUGUCAAUCACGCUUUUCCUCUCGCUCGGUGCACCAUAUGCACCUAUUUACAUUAUUGGCUUAAACAAGGAGAAAUGGACGGUUCCUUACACUAGUUGCGAGACGGUCAAGAUGAUAAGAGAUUUGAUCCCAACGCUCAGUCGCUACGCUGUAGUUAACCCUCCAGGAAUCGCCAACGGCGGUUACACAAUCUUGACGGAUGAUAACGUGACUGUCACUCCCGAAACAUGGGAAUCUAUCCGUCGUCCUGGUAUGGUUCUAAGGUUGCAGACACCGCCAUUUCCACAGCCCUGCUACCCCUAUCCUCCACCAAUGCCGGUUGGUCCACCUGGGGGAGGUUAUGCCUACCGUCCUCCACCGCCCCCAAUACACAAAAGACCAACAAUGGCAGAUACUUAUCAAGAGAUGAACAACUUGCUUAAGCUGUCCGAUUGCUGGAUGCCGGACAAGGAAACGAUGGAGCAUGGGGGGAUAGGAAACCUUCUUCGCCUUUGGACGAAUGCUAUUGAUACUGACGCUCAAGAUUGUGGGAAUAUGUCUGACUGGAGUUGUUCUGGGAGUGAUUUCUAUGACUAG